GAGGCAAGGGGGGCAGGCAAACAGUAAAAAGGAGGAAAAUGGCUGAUGAGGCUGAGAUGAGCGGCGACGCUGACGACGGAAGUCGGAGGCUGCUAGUCCAAGGAGACGGCGGAGAUAUAUAGAGAAGGAGAGUGUGCGGAAAAUGCAAGGGCGAGAGAGUCGUCAUCGUCAAAGGGAGAGAUAGUGAAGAGCAUAGUGGAUGCAGGGCUUCAUGGCAUUUUCACUUGCUUUUCCCUCAUUGCUUCCAUCUCUGCUACCCAGAGGUCCUCUGUGGAUGUGCUGGUUCUGAGUUUUGCAAACCUUGUGGUAGGAGGAAUGUCAAUGGGGCUUGAUGAUUUUGUGUCUAGUAACACUGAAGAAGACAUGGCUCUGAAGGAGAAGGCAGUAAACGAGUGGGGUGUAACCAAGCAUGGAAGACCUCAACAGGAAGAGCUACUAAAACAAUACCAGGCACUCGGUGUGGACAAUGAUGAUGCCACCACGGUGGUGAACGUUUUUGCAAAGUACAAGGAUGUUUUAGUAGAUGAGAAGCUGACAGCCCAACAAGGGACACCACCGCCUGACCAAGCAAGAGAGAAGCCUUGGAUGAAUGGUGUUGUGACACUAGUGUCUUUUAUCACCUUUGGCACUGCACCACUCCUCUCUUUUGUCAUCCUUGUGCCUUUCACAGACAGUGAUAUGUUCGAGUUUGGUGGUGCUUGUGCUUUGUCUGCGCUUGCUCUUGCACUUCUUGGAGUGGCAAAAGCCAAGAUUGCUGGCCAGAACCCUGCACGCUCCGUGGCUAGUGUUCUUUUCAACGGUGCAGUUUCUGCCACAGCUGCUUAUUCUCUUGGGUGGAUUCUUAGGAAUGUAGCCGAACAUAAAGACUAAGUAUUAAGUAUAAACCUGAAGAGGGUAAACAAUGAGCUUCAUCCUCAGAAUCAACCAAAGCAGAGAACAGAGGGUUGGAUUUUGUUAAUAAAAACAUCCCCCAAUU
Messenger RNA from Rubroshorea leprosula, 976 nucleotides. Lineage: Eukaryota; Viridiplantae; Streptophyta; Magnoliopsida; Malvales; Dipterocarpaceae. The record is from the annotation of a GenBank genome assembly.